UUGGGAGUCAAGACUUCAGGACUGGCACAACAUUUGUUAAAAUGACAGAAAAAAAUUGUAAAAGAUUUGAAAACAAAGUGUAAAUACUAAAUAACUUGUAUUUUUGUAUGUGCUUGUAUGCCUUUGAAAAAGGAAUUCAUUUAACAAUCUGAGAGCAGAGACAAGUUUAGAAGUUUAAACUACCAAUAAAACAAAAUGGCUGCUGUAUCUUCAUUUCACAAAGGAUCAGACUCUUUUCUGGAUUUUAGUUGUUCACCAUGCAGUGAAGAAGGGAAGGAAACUGAAGCUAUAUUUUACUGUGAACAGUGUGUCCAUUUUUUUUGUGGCGAGUGUUGCAAACCUCAUACACAAUUGUUCAAGACACACAGCCCAUAUGGGAGGGGAGACAUGAAAAAAUGGCCAGUUUCCAAGGCCACCAAAGACUUGGUAGAAAAAUGUGAAGCACAUGCUGGUCAAAAAGUAAUGAUGUUCUGUGAGGACCACAGGGAACUGUGCUGUAGUAGUUGUUAUGUGGACAUUCAUAGGCAGUGCAGUGGGAUAAAAAUGAUUGCAGAAUCAGUACCUGAUAGUCCAGAGGAUCUUCAACAGCUUUUAGAAGGCAUGAACACAACUUUUGACAAGCUCAAUGAAAUGCAAAACAACCAAGAAAAGAGCAUACAGUCAGUUGAAAACUCAUUUUAUGACAUACAACAAGGUAUAAGAGAUUUCAGGCAAACAAUAAAUUCCGCUUUGGACCAGAUGGAAAGUGCAACAUGUACACAAAUGGCUACUCAUAGAUUUUCACUGACAGGCAACAUUAAGACCAAUGCUGAAUACUUUGCUCGGCAUAAGGGAGAACUGAAACAAUUGAGUGAAUCUUUGCAAGAGCUUGUGAAUAAAAAUAAGAAAGAACUGACCUUCAUCGCCAGCAGAAAAUGUCAUGACAAGAUGAAGUGGUCUGAAGAAAAUCUGGGGAAGACAGCCCAUCAUCAAAAGUUUCCAAAUGUACUCAUAUUCCAGGCAAACGCCGACAUACUGCAGUAUCUCUCAAAACAACUCAUCCUAGGAACGAUUCUGUAUGGGAACCCAGAUAAGGUCAUGACCAUCAUUAAGAAGACCAAGUACUCUUUAGGUAAACUUCCCACCUUAGACAGAGAUGAUUUGACAAACAUCAUAGACAUUUGUGGGCUUCCCAAUGACAAGAUCAUUGUUGCUCACAAGGGUACCAAAACUCUGACACUUUUGGAUCAACACUACAAGAUUGUCAGCCAAUGUUGCGCAUAUUCUUAUCCCAAGUCAAUUUGUCAAAUAUCUUCUACUUUGUUGGCCAUCGCUUCAAAUGAGGACACAAACCGUCAACGGUGCACUGUCCAAUUCAUAAACGUGAUUGAUAAUGAGCUGGACCUGGGAACAAUGUUUUGGUUAGAUCAUACCUGCACCAGUAUCGCCUACCAUCAAGACAGUCUAUUUAUCACGUCAGGCACUGCCUUGAACCAAUACUCUUUGAUUGGAAAACUGGUAAAAAGGCUGUACCAGGACCCAUCUGGUCUUCGAACAGUUCACAAGUGUGUUGUUGGACCCAACUGUGGAAAGCUGUACAUUACAAAUUUGGAUCAAAACAAACUCCUUACUCUCAAUGCGGAUGGAGCUCUUCUCUCGAUCUUCACUGACCCCCAAAUUACUGAUGCUUUCACAGUAUAUGUGACACCUUUGGGACAAGUGUUAGUCUGUGAUGGAUCAUCCAAAACUAUCAUUCAGCUGGAUGGAGAGGGAAAGAGCAAACUGGCUACCCUUGCCACAGGGCAAGAUGGAGUGAGUGGCCCAAUGUCCCUCUGCUACAACACAAACACUGACUCAUUGAUUGUUGCUCUGUGGUACAAUAACACAAUGUUGGUGUUUGAUGUUUUACCAGAAACUUUUCCUCGGAAAUUCAGAUAUCCAAAAUUCAAAUGUCUGUAAGGCUAUGAAAAAACACUUAUACCAUGAUUAGGGGUCAAACUUGAAUCCGAUUCGCAGUUAGAAAAAUAACUCAUGGAUCUGGGACAAAGCUUAUGCCAACCAUACUUGGUCCAAUGCAGGAAAGGGAAGAUACAGAGUUUAUUUGUAGAUAGAUUAUAUAUUUGGGGUUAUAUUGUCGAAAAGUUCAUUUUAAGCAUUCUUGUCAUUCCAAAUAACGUGAAUGUGCACAACAAAUGCAAGUAAGUCGAUUUAUGGUAUUCUGAAAACGGUAAAAAUAUUUGGGACAAAUAAAUGACAAAUUUCUGAAGCAGCAUUUCAUUCAUGCCUUCACAUUAAAGUAAGAAAUGUUUUAUUAAAGGAUAAACAUGUGUAGUAGAUUUUCCUCUCCUUUUACAAUUUUAACCAGAAAAUAAUGAUAAAAAGAAUGACA
Molecule: messenger RNA, 2368 nt
Organism: Dreissena polymorpha
Lineage: Eukaryota; Metazoa; Mollusca; Bivalvia; Myida; Dreissenidae
Exons: 3
Coding region: 196-1938 (580 amino acids)
Biological process (GO): positive regulation of DNA-templated transcription
Cellular component (GO): chromatin; nucleoplasm
Molecular function (GO): ubiquitin-protein transferase activity
Source: RefSeq, a predicted model, not a curated record